CACUAGUGAAAGUUUGCAAAUAAAGUUAAAUAGCAAAAGCAAACAAAUAUGAGGUUACGCUUCUUUUAUAUAUUUAUCACAAGACUUGUGAAUUGCGAUGACCAAAAACAUGACGAAGACAAAAAUGGGUUUGAAGUCACCAAAUAUCGCUGCAUUUGUGUUACCAAUGCUUCUUAUACUUUUCACUAUUUCCUCUCAAGUUGAAGUUGUGGAGUGUACAGGCCGCAAACUUUCGUGGGGGUUUAACGGAGCACCUAUCGUAUAUACCCCACCCUCAAGUUCAUGUGGAGGUUCUCCGGCAGCAACAAUGGCUUCCGAGUGGAUGCCAAACCGACCUUGCAGACGUAGCCGUCCUCCCGGAACUAAUAUCCCUGUUUCUCAAUCUCCUUAAUACUCACCUAAUACUUCGAGUUUGUGUGUCUUUGUGUCAGGAUUUUCAAGUUAUAUCCUCCUAUAAUAAAGUGUCUUUGGUUUUCUGUUUUAGUUUCUUGUCUCAAGUGUAAACCAAUGUUUGUCACAUACUAUGAACUUAUGAAGGAACUAAAACUUAUGGGUCGAUGGUCAGUUAUUAAUGUUAUUAUCAGUUUAUCAUGAUAUAAAAGUGGCCAGCUUACGACUAAA
Molecule: messenger RNA, 621 nt
Organism: Arabidopsis lyrata subsp. lyrata
Lineage: Eukaryota; Viridiplantae; Streptophyta; Magnoliopsida; Brassicales; Brassicaceae
Exons: 2
Coding region: 98-391 (97 amino acids)
Source: RefSeq, a predicted model, not a curated record